AUGACUGAAAGUGUUGUUGUUUCAGAAGAAAGAGUUGAGGCUGAUGAUGUUGUUGAAGGAGAAAUUCAAACAAAGGUUGGUGGGGGUGAAUGUGAAGAGGAUAGUGAAAGACAAUUUGAGGUGGCUGUCAAUGAAGGUGAGAGAGGUCAGUGUGAUGGAAUGACUGAAAGUGUUGUUGUUUCAGAAGAAAGACUUCAGGAUGAUGUUUUUGUUGAAGGAGAAAUUCAAACAGAGGUUGGUGGGGGUGAAUGUGAACAGCAUAGUGAAAGACAAUUUGAGGUGGUUGUAGAUGAAGAAGAAAGAGUUGAGGCUGAUGAUGUUGUUGAAGGAGAAAUUGAAACACAGGUUGGUGUGGGUGAGGUUGAAGAGGAUGCUUGUGAUGUUCGUAGCUGGACCAGUAGUGGUGAUGAUGAUGGCAAUGAUGAGGUUAAUUAUGACUGUAUGGAAGGUCUGGUUGAUGUUAAUGUUGAGUGUGAUUUAGAAGAGGAGGUAGGAGAUAGAGUGGCAGAUUGGUUUGGUAAUGUCCAAGUUGAUGUGCAAUCUGAUGAUAGUGAUGUGGAUGAUGGAAUGAAUAGUGAUGAUGAUAGAGGUUUGUCCGAUGAUGAAUGGAAAUCUGAUGAAUUAGACAGUGGAGCAGAAAGUGAAGCACAAGAUGAUGAAGAGGAGGGUUAUGUGAAGUUUGUAACCUUUUGCAUGCCUAAGACAAUGGUAGAUUAUAAAUGGGAUGUGGGAACUUAUUUUGCUGACAAGCAAGACUUUGUGGAUGCCAUCAAAACAUAUGCAAUAGAAAAUGGCAGAAAUAUUAAAUAUAUUAAAAAUGAUAAGAAGAGAAUUAGGCUAAAAUGUAUGGGUGCUAAAGGAGAGUGCCCCUGGAUGGCAUAUUGUGCUUAUAUGGAAGUCAUUCAUACGUGGCAAUUAAGGACUAUUGUUGACAACCACAGAUGUAGUAGAGAGCACAAAUUAAGAUUACUUAAUGCAAAAUGGCUCAGUAAGAGGUUGGAAAAAACUGUUAGACAAAAUCCCCAAGUAAAGGGAGUGGAAAUUCGUGAGAAGAUAAAUAGAAAAUGGAAUGUAGGUGUAUCUAGAUGUAUGGCUUAUAAGGUAAAGGCCAUUGCUUCAGACAAUGUUGAUGGGUCUUUCAAAUACCAAUAUAGAAGGAUUUAUGAUUAUGCGAAUGAGGUUUUAGCUCGUAAUCCAGGAUCCACAGUGAAAGUCAAAGUUGAAGAGAAUGUGGAUGGAGCCAUUUUUAGGAGGUUUUAUACAUGUCUAAAGGCUUGCAAGGAUAGUUUUGUGUCCUGCAGGCCAAUUAUUGGGUUGGAUGGUGCUUUUCUGAAAGGAAAAUAUGGUGGUGAAAUGUUAACUGCUGUUGGUAGAGACGCAAAUGAUCAAAUGCUACCUCUUGCGUAUGCUGUGGUGGAAGUAGAGAACAAGGAUACUUGGAGAUGGUUCCUUGAACUUCUGGUUGAAGAUCUCGGUGGGGAGGAAGUAAGUUCAUCAUUUACAUUCAUGUCGGACCAGCAAAAGGGACUACUACAAGCUGUACAAGAAGUGGUGCCUGGAGUUGAUCAACAUUUCUGUGUUAGGCACUUAUACGCUAAUUUUAGAAAGAAAUUCCCUGGAAAACAACUAAAGCGUUUGAUGUGGAAGGCAGCUACAACAACCCAUCCACAAGCAUGGGAAGCAGAAAUGAGAAAUAUUAAACACCUUAACGAUGAGGCUUUCAAAUACUUGUUAAAAAUCCCUCCCAGGUUUGUAUUUAAAUUUCUAUUGUUAAAAAUGUGCCAAAUUUUCACAGUAACAUUGAUGAACAUAUAUAUGUUGUAA
Molecule: messenger RNA, 1824 nt
Organism: Vigna angularis (adzuki bean)
Lineage: Eukaryota; Viridiplantae; Streptophyta; Magnoliopsida; Fabales; Fabaceae
Exons: 3
Coding region: 1-1824 (607 amino acids)
Source: RefSeq, a predicted model, not a curated record